AUGAAACAUGCUCGUAAGAAAGGUCGAAGUGCUCCCUAUGGAAUGGUAUUGAGUCUGGUGUUUAAGUAUUUCAAUAUUCCUCUUAAAGGAGAAAAUUCCUUUAGAGGUGUUGGAUCCAUUCAUGGAUUAUCAGUUCCAUCAACUGCUAAAGUCACCAGUAACCCUACCAAAAAUCUGUCCCCAUCUGGUGAACAAACUUUGUCUCCUAUAGUUGAACAAGUCUCAACUACUCAACCUGAACAAGUUAUAGAACCACCACCCUCACAAGAUGUCUCCUCACCCAUCCCCUCAUUUGUCACUCCUCCUGACCAAACUAUCUCACCUGAAGAAAAUAUGUUUGUUUCUCCACCCUCACCCUUAAUUCAUACUGAAAACACUUGCAUUGAGUCACCAUGUCCUCCCAAUCCUCCAAGUGUUCAAACUCCUGUGUUUGACCCUUCACCAAGACAGUCUCAUGACUCCUCACCUGUGCCUGACUUAGACCUAAAUGUAGACUCCCAACAUUACCUGGCUGAGAUAAAUGAUAACCUUGACACGCUCCUUUUCCAACAUCAAGCACUCAAACAUAGUCAGUCUCUGCCUUACUCUAGUGGUUUUGAUCCAAAUACCUAA
Vicia villosa (hairy vetch) is the source of this 612-nucleotide messenger RNA. Its product is annotated as pollen-specific leucine-rich repeat extensin-like protein 2. The coding region runs from base 1 to 612 and encodes 203 amino acids. The transcript has 2 exons. The record is from RefSeq and is a predicted model, not a curated record. Lineage: Eukaryota; Viridiplantae; Streptophyta; Magnoliopsida; Fabales; Fabaceae.